AUGCUUGAUUUUAAUUAUAAAUCAAUGUUGAAAUUAAAUAUAACCAUCAACAAUUUGUCGGUUAAACUAGGAAGAGUUUUUAGAAAUUUGUCAACGAUGUCAUUUGAAACAGAGAAAGAAAAAUACCUGAAGAUGAGCUCGGAUGAAAAAAAAAAUUUUUACAAAGGUGACAUAACAACUUUAGAUCAAGUUAUGACGUGGCCACAAUAUUGGCAAAAGAAUAAAGAGUCAAUAAAACCAAUUGAUACAAAAGAAAUGGAAAAGAGUUCAGAGGAAUUAGCUAAUAAAAUUUCAAUGUGGCAAGGCGACAUCACGAGUCUACAAAUAGAUGCUAUUGUCAAUGCUGCAAAUUCAAGUUUGCUUGGUGGUGGUGGAGUUGAUGGAGCUAUUCAUCGUGCUGCGGGGCCAAUGCUCAAAAAAGAAUGUGCGACACUAGAUGGGUGUGCUGUUGGUGAAGCAAAAAUAACGGGGGGCUAUAAAUUGCCGGCAAAAUAUGUUAUUCAUACUGUUGGACCACAGGGAGAAAAACCAGAAAAAUUAAAGGAAUGUUAUGUAAAUAGUCUCCGUGUUGCCAAAGAAAAUAGUGUUAAAACAAUUGCUUUCCCAUGUAUAUCAACCGGAGUAUACGGUUAUCCUCAAAAACCAGCAGCUGAAGUGACAAUUGAAACAGUCAAAAAAUAUUUACAAGAUAAUAUAAACGAUAUUGAAAGGGUUAUUUUUUGUCUAUUUUUGGAGUCAGACAAAGAAAUUUAUGAAGAACUACUUCAAAAAUAUUUCCCUUGA
Messenger RNA from Cotesia congregata, 783 nucleotides. The record is from the annotation of a GenBank genome assembly. NCBI's taxonomy places the organism in Eukaryota, Metazoa, Arthropoda, Insecta, Hymenoptera, Braconidae.